ACGAAACGAAGACCGGCUCCUUUCCUUUCCAGCUUCGAUUCAUAGAGUUGGUUCUUCAGUACGAGAUUCGGAUCAUCGUAAAAGCGAUGUCUAGGCAAGUCGCGAAACUUGUCGGAUCUCUGCCUUCCAAACUCCGCUCUUCCGUGGCCAGCUCAGAGCUAUUAUACCCAUCAUGCUCGUCUCUCACUUCGCUGACAAAGUCUCGCUCCUUCGGAACAACCCCUCCGCCUCCCGCCGCCGUCUUCGUCGACAAAAACACCCGCGUCAUCUGCCAGGGUAUUACCGGAAAGAACGGGACUUUCCACACUGAACAAGCCAUUGAAUACGGCACCAAAAUGGUAGCGGGAGUGACACCAAAGAAGGGUGGAACAGAGCAUUUGGGUCUUCCUGUUUUUAAUACAGUUGCUGAAGCUAAGGCUGAGACUAAAGCCAAUGCCUCUGUGAUCUAUGUGCCCGCGCCUUUUGCUGCUGCUGCGAUCAUGGAAGGUGUGGCUGCUGAGUUAGAUCUUGUUGUCUGUAUUACGGAAGGGAUUCCACAACAUGACAUGGUUCGUGUAAAGGCUGCUCUUAACAGUCAGACUAAAACUAGGCUGAUUGGUCCUAACUGCCCUGGGAUUAUCAAACCUGGCGAAUGCAAGAUUGGGAUCAUGCCGGGGUACAUCCACAAGCCGGGGAAGAUAGGGAUUGUUUCUCGGUCUGGUACAUUGACAUAUGAAGCUGUUUUUCAGACUAGUGCAGUAGGCCUGGGACAGUCUACGUGUGUAGGAAUUGGUGGGGAUCCUUUUAACGGCACAAAUUUUGUUGACUGCUUGGACAAGUUCUUUGUUGACCCUCAAACAGAAGGUAUCGUUCUCAUUGGAGAAAUCGGUGGUACUGCAGAAGAAGAUGCAGCUGCUUUGAUAAAGGAAAGUGGUACAGACAAGCCUGUGGUGGCUUUCAUUGCUGGACUCACUGCACCACCUGGUCGUCGAAUGGGUCAUGCUGGAGCCAUUGUCUCCGGUGGUAAGGGAACUGCUCAAGACAAGAUAAAGAGCCUAAGAGACGCUGGAGUUAAGGUGGUUGAGUCACCGGCUAAGAUUGGUGCGGCAAUGUUUGAGCUUUUCCAAGAAAGAGGUCUCUUGAAGUAGAAGUGAAUAUGAACAACAAAUGAUUUUUCAGACAAAAAAGAUAUUUUGCAUAGAGGAAGAGGUUCUCUUUCUUUGGCCUUUGCUUUCAUUAUAUUAUUACUAAAAAUGAGAAUGAAAUCAAUUUCACGAGUUUCUUUUUCUUUUGAGCGCUAAAAGUCAUUUACAUUAUGUGGUAAUUUAGAAACUCUCAUCUACUAGUGUCAUACUGAUAACUAACUCUUGGUUUGAA
Molecule: messenger RNA, 1356 nt
Organism: Brassica rapa (field mustard)
Lineage: Eukaryota; Viridiplantae; Streptophyta; Magnoliopsida; Brassicales; Brassicaceae
Product: succinate--CoA ligase [ADP-forming] subunit alpha-2, mitochondrial
Biological process (GO): tricarboxylic acid cycle
Cellular component (GO): succinate-CoA ligase complex (ADP-forming); mitochondrion
Molecular function (GO): succinate-CoA ligase (GDP-forming) activity; succinate-CoA ligase (ADP-forming) activity
Source: RefSeq, a predicted model, not a curated record